This is a messenger RNA of Meloidogyne enterolobii, 216 nucleotides long. The record is from the annotation of a GenBank genome assembly. Lineage: Eukaryota; Metazoa; Nematoda; Chromadorea; Rhabditida; Meloidogynidae.
GGUGAAAAAGGAAAAUGUUUUUCGGUUAAUAAAAAAGCGGGAAUGCUCGAGUGUGAAGCUUGUAAAGCAUAUGGAUACCAAUUUGACGUUAUUUCUAAUAAAUCAGCAUUUAAUAAUAUUUUAAAUUUUAAGUUAUCGCCAAAAUACCCUAGAGCAAUAAGAACUCAUAUUGAAAGUGAAAUUCAUACAAAAAGCACAAAAUGUAAGGCAUAUUAA